AAUUUUAUGACGACCAUGGAAGUUGAAAUUAUAUCCAGAGAAACCAUCAAACCUUUCACUUCAACUUCACCACACAAUAGAACAUACAACCUUUCUUUCCUCGAACAGGUUAAUCCUCGUACUUAUGUUCCAGUUGUUUACUUCUAUCCCAAGGAGGCCUCUGAGACACCUGAUUUCUUGACUGGUGGUGAUAAAUCCAACCAGCUCAAGAAAUCUCUAUCAGAAACACUAGCGAAAUACUACCCUUUUGCCGGUAGGAUCAGAGAUAGAGGCUCCAUUGACUGCAAUGAUGAUGGAGUCACAUUUGUAGAAGCAAGAAUAAAAAACAUUGAGCUAUCUGAGAUUCUUGAGCACCCUAAAGAUGAGGUGCUGGACCUGUUAUUUACAGACAAUCUGCAGUGGAACGAAGAUUCGAAUAUCAACGUCCUCUUGGCUGUGCAAGUAAGCUUCUUUGACUGUGGUGGGAUGGCAGUUGGCAUCUGCAUGUCACAUAAGAUAGCUGAUACCUCCACCAUGAUCAACUUCAUCAACGACUGGGCAGCAGUGGCCCGUGACAACAAAAAAUGUGAUCAAUAUGUACCAUCUCCUGAGUUCAUCUCAGCAACUGUCUUUCCCCGAUGUGAUCUGCCACUGUCGCCAGAAGCCAUGAUUGAGAAAAGCAAUUGUGUGACUAAAAGAUUUGUGUUUGAUGCAACAAAGAUUGCUGCCCUCAAAGCCAUAGUCACGGAAAAAUUGCAAAACCCCACAAGAGUUGAGGCUGUGACUGCUUUUAUUCAUAGCCGUGCCAUUUCUGCAUUGAGAUCAACUUCCGGGUCGUCCUCCAACCCAACCACUUUCAUCCAGACGGUGAACCUCCGCGCUAGAAUGGUCCCUCCAUUGCCACAAAGCUCUGCAGGCAGCAUGAUUUGGUUCUUUACCGUGUCCACAGCUGAGGGCAGCGUCGUUGAGUUGCAUGAUCUCGUGGGUCAAAUGAAGCAGAGAAUGACCAAGUUUUGUGACACGUAUGUCAGAAAGUUUCGUGCGAAAGAUCAAUGGCCUUCCAUCUUUAAAGAGUGUAUCCAAGAAUCAAGGAAACCAUUUUCUAAAGGGAAUUUGGUCAUAUAUAGAUGCAGCAGCUGGUGCAGAUUCCCAGUGUAUGAAGCUGACUUUGGUUGGGGAAAGCCAAUUUGGGUCACUAUUGCUAGCUGUGCCAUGAAGAAUGCUGUUUUCAUGAUUGAUACAAGGGAUGGCGAAGGGAUUGAAGCUUAUGUGAACUUGGAAAAGCACGAAUUGGAUGUGUUUGAGCGUGAUGCAGAGCUUCUUGCUUUCGCUUCUUUGAAUCCGAGUGUCAUUUGAACUCCAUCCGAGCUUCAAAU
Molecule: messenger RNA, 1355 nt
Organism: Prunus dulcis (almond)
Lineage: Eukaryota; Viridiplantae; Streptophyta; Magnoliopsida; Rosales; Rosaceae
Product: stemmadenine O-acetyltransferase-like
Exons: 1
Coding region: 7-1335 (442 amino acids)
Source: RefSeq, a predicted model, not a curated record